Molecule: messenger RNA, 2052 nt
Organism: Erpetoichthys calabaricus (reedfish)
Lineage: Eukaryota; Metazoa; Chordata; Cladistia; Polypteriformes; Polypteridae
Gene: rhbdd1
Product: rhomboid domain containing 1
Exons: 7
Coding region: 402-1385 (327 amino acids)
Cellular component (GO): membrane
Molecular function (GO): serine-type endopeptidase activity
Source: RefSeq, a predicted model, not a curated record
CAACUGCGUGCAAUCCACAGUUAACGCAGACGUGUGCUUCUUACGCAGCAGUCACUUGAGGAAACAGAGGUUUAGCUUCAACAGUUUUGUACUUUUUGCGAUUCAAGUGUCUAUUUUCUGACGCACUGUCAACUGGAACUGCUGCCUGCAUAGUGCCAACUUAAUUGUCGACUUUUCUACCAGCGAAGUUACAUUCCUUUUUUUGCCGUUUAAUUCAAACUAAAGCGCCGAUAUCCGGAGUACCCGCUUGAACACUGAUACAAAUUCUUGACUGUUGUCUAUUAUUUCUUCAAACUUGUUCAGAUAGAUUUAUAAAACAGAGGAAAAAAGAUAAAAGCGACAGCGAAGAAUUUCCUGAAAACCUUCUCAUUCUCUGUUGAAUCUCUUCGUAUCAGCAAACCAUGAGGCCCAGACACAGAGGGGACAAUUUAGGCCUUCUUUUGCUGUUCUGCCAGAUUUUUCAAGUUGGAUUUAAUAAUGUUCCACCUGCAACUCUUGUUACUCUUGCACUGAACAUUUACCUUUUUCUCUUCCCUCUGAAGAACCUGAUGCAAGUAUGUAUCAGUGUGCAGAAUGUUUAUUUCCACAAGGACUGGUCACGCAUAUUACUGGCUCAGUUCCACCAUGCAGAUGACUGGCACCUCUAUUUUAACAUGGCAUCCUUUUUGUGGAAAGGCCUGAGGCUGGAAGGGAGACUGGGUAGCAUGUGGUUUGCCUACCUGCUUGGGGUUUUCUCUUUGCUCACUGGAGUGGUGUACAUCUUGCUUGAAAUGGCACUGUCAGAAUUGUUAAAUGAUGCUUCAUAUAACAGUCACUGUGCAGUAGGUUUCUCAGGAGUUUUAUUUGCCUUAAAGGUUGUGAAUAGCCAUUAUUAUCCAGGAGGUGUGAUUUACAUAAUGGGCUUUCCUGUAGCAAACAGGUAUACUUGUUGGGUGGAGCUUAUAGCUAUUCAUCUGCUGUCCCCAGGAACUUCCUUUGAAGGACAUCUUGCAGGAAUUUUGGUUGGACUGAUGUACACAAAAGGACCACUGAAAAAGAUAAUGAAGCUAUGCUCAGGAAUCUUUUCUUCUGACCACCACCACUAUUCCAGACCACAGUACUUCAGCUCUUCAGGACGGAGUGGAUAUAGAACAAAUCCAUAUAAUGCUUAUGAAAGACAACCUCCAAUGCAUUAUGAAUAUAAUCCCUACAACCAGCAUCCUGGUUUUGAUGCAUACACUGGAGGAUUCAGUGAGCAAGAGCAGUAUGAGGCUGCCAUUAGAGCUAGCCUCAAUGACCGAGGUCAUCCUUCUCAGGGAAGCCCCCCAUAUGGAUUCAACAUUCAAGGUGAACCCUUGUCAUAUGAUGAAAUGAGACAGAGAAGGUUAAACAGGUUUAAUACAUGAUGAUCUCCUUGUUCAAGUGUAUACUGGUUUGCUGAAGGAACCAUGUUAUAGGAUAUGCCAUGCAACAGAGUACAAAGUGCCUUCAGUGCAGACUCGCUAAGCUUAUCAAGUAUGUUUGACACAUUUUAAUGUGGGGUCUACAGCUCCUGCGGGAAGGACAUUCUGAAGACCUUUGAUGUUACACACACACUGUCAGCCGUGUUCCAGAUGCCAGACUGUCCAUUCUCACUGUGACUAUCUCUGUCUUAGCCACCACAGGCAACAUUUGGACAGUGUUGAGGGGAACAUCAGUGCAAUGCUUCCUAAGACAAGUCUGGUCACAAUUUAGGAACAACACUGAGAUCCUGGGAUUUCACCCGGAAAAAAUAAGUUUUGUUAGCAUUUUCUCUCUACUACUUUUACAGAAUGUUUUUCUUCACCUCACAAUACAUCUUUUACUGAAUUGUUUUAUCGAAGAAGCCAAGAAAAUGUAGACUGCUGAAUUCAUUUUCAAAAUGUAUUCGUUUUGUGAGUUUGUUUUUGUACCUUUGUAUUUAUAAUGUGCCAGAUGUUCAUUCACUCAGGCGGGAUUUACGUUUGUGUAUUUUGAUAGAUAAGUCCAAACUAAACAUGCCACUGCUUUUUAACUUUUCAAGCAUGUUGAAAAAUAAAACACAUUUUAUUUCAA